ACCGCCUUGCGCACCGAAGCCGGUUAUAACCGGUUAUCCGCUUCAUGCACAAGGCAAUAGCUGAGCGCUGAGGUCUCUUCAUCUCCUUGUGAUAAUCCUCGUCUUCUUAAACACCAUCUUAAUCAUGCCUGCAAGUAAAAUCUCAGUGAACGUUUCUCAGGGUAUCGCGACGAUAACCUUGAAUGAACCUCACCGUCUGAAUGCGCUGACACCAGAAGACUAUAACGAAUUUGCCAACUCUCUACGGGCCAUCGAUGAAAGAGAAGAUGUAGUAGCAACUGUAUGGAAAGCAAAUGGAAAGUGGUUCUGUGCUGGCACGGACGUGAAGCGCACGACAAGCAGCGAGCCGAACACUCCGACUACUCAACGCUCGAUGAGGGAUUGCCUCAUCAAUGGGGUAGUGGCCGCGAACACAGACUGCACACAUGCCAUCUAUAGUCACAGCAAAAUUCUUGUUGCAGCACUGAAUGGGCCGGUGAUGGGUAUAGCAGCUGCUUUCCUUGGCAACUUUGAUUUCAUAUAUGCCGUACCAGAAGCCUGGUUGAAUGUUGGCUUCCCAUUCCUAGGCAUUGCGGUGGAAGGAGGAGCUAGUGUUUCAUUUGUCAGCCGCAUGGGUAUCGCCAAGGCAAACGAGGUUCUCCUUCUUAAUAAGAAGAUUAGCGCAUCAGAAAUGCUUGAAUGUGGAUUCGUCAACAAAAUAUUUCCAUCGAAAUCAACAGAAGAAUUCCACUCUGCAGUUCAUCAACAUCUCAAGAAGGAACUCGAUGGUUUAGUUCCUGCCUCUAUCUUUGCCAUUAAAACCCUCAUCAAAGCUGGUUUGAACGAUAAGAACAACUUCCACGCCGUGAAUCUGCGAGAGAGUUAUGCCCAAGCGGAGAGAUUUAGUAGCGGAAUACCUGCUGAGCGCUUUGGCAAGAUUGCUAGGAAAGAAAUCAAGCAUAAAUUGUGAUCUAUGUGUGUAUAUUUGUCUUGCGAGUCUUGCCACCAACUAGCGCACCUGACUGACCAGGGACCACAUGUAUACCUGGCUAUUUUAGUCAUCAUACCCCCUACAACAGGAAUGUGGCAAUUUGUACGCGAGGAGAUUCCGAGGAGAUGCAAUAUAUUUGCGUGAUUCAUUUUUUCAA
Molecule: messenger RNA, 1127 nt
Organism: Suillus fuscotomentosus
Lineage: Eukaryota; Fungi; Basidiomycota; Agaricomycetes; Boletales; Suillaceae
Product: ClpP/crotonase-like domain-containing protein
Exons: 10
Coding region: 125-949 (274 amino acids)
Biological process (GO): fatty acid beta-oxidation
Cellular component (GO): peroxisomal matrix
Source: RefSeq, a predicted model, not a curated record